ACCAGCUUCCUUCGGCAGUGCAGACGGCAGCGCCGGAGGCCAGCGGAAGGACUCAACUUGCUGGAAUUUUGCACGUCUGUGGUUCGAACCUCCCAAGGCCACAAAAGUAGGAGAAAGAAGCGGACCGGAUCAAUACCAGUAAUUGCAUUCAAAGAGGAAAAAACAGGAAAGAAGGAAGAGGCACAAGAUGAAACCCUGUCAGAAAAUUGAAGAAAAACCAGACAAUGAGAAUGAACCAAAACUUGAGGAAGAGCCAAAGCCUGAGGAAAAGCCAGAGGAAGAGGAAGAACCAGAGGAGGAGGAAAACGCAGAAGAAACUUUUACAGAAAGGCUCAUUCAAUCGCUCCAGGAUUUUAAAGAAGAUAUACAUAACAGGCAUUUGAGCAAUGAAGAUAUGUUUAGGGAAGUGGAUGAAAUAGAUGAGAUAAGGAGAGUAAGAAACAAACUUAUAGUGAUGGGUUGGAAGGUGAAUCGAAACCAUUCUUAUCCUUAUUUGAUGUAG
Sciurus carolinensis (gray squirrel) is the source of this 502-nucleotide messenger RNA. RefSeq names its product transcription elongation factor A protein-like 9. The coding region runs from base 188 to 502 and encodes 104 amino acids. NCBI's taxonomy places the organism in Eukaryota, Metazoa, Chordata, Mammalia, Rodentia, Sciuridae. The transcript has a single exon. The record is from RefSeq and is a predicted model, not a curated record.